UUUGAACAACAAAACUUAAACAGGAAGCCGCGCAGCCAGCGACAACAAACUUACAAGCGUUACAUUCUUUUUACGUCAUGUUAUAAUUCCGAAACACAAAGUAAACCUCCGUGUUCCCGUCUGAACCCGCCAGCAGAACACUGAGUCAUGGAUCCGUUGUUGGAAACCCUGAAGAACAGCGACUUGAGCUCGGUGCUGUCGUCGUGCGAGCCGGAGCUGCAGGAGCUCAUGCGGCAGAUCGACAUCAUGAUGGACCAGAGGAAGAGGGAGUGGGAGGCGGAGGUGCGGGGCCUGGAGCAGCGCCUCCAGGCCGGGGAGCACGAGCUGUGGUCGGCCAGGCGGCUGGGGGAGCAGAGGGUCGUGGAGAUGGGGUAUCUGCGGCAGCAGCUGGAGGAGGCGCAGGCUGGGAGACUGAGCCUAGCGUCACGCUACGAGGAGCAGCUACAGAAGGUCCACGAGGAGUUAUCCAGGUUGAAGAGAAGCUAUCAGAAGCUCCAGAGGAAACAUCUGAAGGAGGCGAACGAAGGCGCUAAGGGCCGAGAGGAGCUGCCUCUGAAAGACAAGGCCGAGGUGCAGUGCCUGUGUGUGGGCUGUGCUGGUGUUCUAGCGCCCUCUGCUGGUCACCGAGGGUAUAACCAGCAGUGGCGAGGUGGUGUUCUAGCGCCCUCUGCUGGUCACCGAGGGUAUGACCACCAGUGGCGAGGUGGUGUUCUAGCGCCCUCUGCCGGUCACUACGAGUAUAACCACCUGUUCCCGGAGGAGAGGCGGACCGGUCUCCUCUGUAACCUGGCGUCUGGUCCACAGGUGGGGCUGGAGGACAGAGCAGAGGUCCCGGGCCUCCAGAGGGAGGUGAGCAGGCUGCAGCAGGCCCUGAAGGACAAAGAGCACGAGACACGGGUGGAGGGGGCCACCCGGCAGCGGGCGGAGCACUGUAAGGCGGAGGAGGAGCUGAAGAAGCUGCUGAGUCAGGCCAAGGAGGAGAGGGCCGUUGCCGUUAGCGACGCCAGGAAGCUGGGGGAGGAGCUCCAGCGGUCCCGUCUGACCCACGGCGGGGAGCUGGAGGGCGUGAGGAAGGAGGUGUCCCGGCUGGCGGGGGAGCUGCACCGCCGGGACGUCGCCGUGGCAACGCUGGAGGGCUCCGCCUCCGCGGCGGCGCGGCGGCACGCCGCCGAGACGGGGCGGGCGGAGCGCCGGGAGGCGGAGCUAAAGGUUCUCCAGGUGCAGCUGGAGUCCCUGAAGACGGAGAACCAGCGCCUGAGUGGUGUUCUGGAGAGACUGGACCCCUCACCGUCCCCCAAGAGAGGGUCUGCAUGUCGGGGGUCUGACCGGGAGCGGGGGGUGACGUCGCUGAGCAGUCUGGAGCGGGAAAACCAGCAGCUCAGACAGGAAGUGAACCAGAUGAGGUCCCGCCUCCAGGAGGGAACUCCGCCUCCCCCGGCUAAGGGCGGCCAAUCACAGUCCACGUGGCUCGGCAGUGGAGGCGGAGCGGGGAGGGAGGAGGAGGAGGAGGAGGAGGUGCAGGCGAUGAAGGCCAAGCAGCAGUCGACCCCCCCGCCCUACGGGGAGGGGCUCCACAGAGUCCCGGUCCCUCCAGACCUCCUCUCCCCCGGGUCCCAUCAGCCCCACCGUGUCCCUGCUCCUCCCUCCUCCUCCCCCUCCUCCUCCUCCUCCUCCCCCUCCUCAUGGCGGGGGAGGAGGGUGAGGACGGGUCGGGAGGAGGGUGUCGCCGGGGGGAGGUACUCCUCCAGCUCCGAGGAGGUGCUGCUGGACCCCCUGGGGGGUGACGACGAGGAGACUGCGCUGGCGGCGGCGGCGGCGGAGGGCGUGGUCGCCCGCUUCCUGGAGGGCGAGACGCUGCGGUCGGAGGAGCUGCUACUGCGGCUGGAGACCCACGUCCAGGGGCUGAGGGAGGACCACGCCCGCACCGCCCGCAGGUACCAGCCUGCCCCCACCUCAUCCCACACCUCCACACUGACCUCCACUCUGACCUCCAGCCUGCCCUGACCUCCACCCUGACCUCCACCCUGACCUCCAAACUGACCUCCACCCUGACCUCCAACCUGACCUCCAAACUGACCUCCACCCUGACCUCCACCCUGACCUCCAGCCCGCCCUGACCUCCACCCUGACCUCCAGCCUGACCUCCACCCUGACCCCCAGCGGUCAGAGGUCACCCGGUCAGACCCCAGAGGGUGAAGCAGACUCGGUCAUCAGUGAUCCCAGAGAGACUCUGGGGAGCCAGACGAUCACUGAAUGUUGAUCCAAGAUGGCCUCAGAGGUGAAUAAGGCCCAUGAAGAGUCUGAUGGGGUGGUGAACUGAUCAGUGUGGCGGUGGCAGAGGAAGACGAGUUCCCUGGUUGCUACAGACUGAAUAGUGAUGUCACAGCCCGGCCGGUGUGACGGCCGUCCUUCAUUAUCUCACGCCGCCAACUCGGACUCAAACUGAACCUGUAAUGAACCACAGCUUGGUUACUGCUGUUACCAUGCCGAUGAGAGCUGCGAUAUCGUGGUGAUAUCCGCUCUGGUGACGAGAGCUCCGUAACCAUGGUGACGAGAGCUCCGUCAACAUGGCGGUAUCUGCUCCGUCACCCUCGGUGAUCGGAGUCGAGUUACGUGCCGACGUAGGGAACGUUGGAGGCCAUGCGUUGGCGGUCCAGACGGUCUGGUCUGUGGGGGUCUCUGGGGUCCUGGAGGGAGUCCUGCCCCCCCCAGACAGACAGACCCCCGGCAGACCCCCUGCUCUCGGACCACAGCGCUCCAAUGGAGGGAAUAUCAGACCCCCCCUAUCUGUCUCCCAGCGGGACAACGCUCCAGGAUGUAUCAACCACGGGAUGAACUCCAGGAAUACUGGAGGGGGGGGGAUAUCAUCAUUGUGUUUUUAUACUUUUGAACACCGUUUAAUGUCAGGAUGUCCAAUAAAGAUGUUCCCUAGUGACAUUUUG
Messenger RNA from Gadus morhua (Atlantic cod), 2942 nucleotides. RefSeq names its product centrosomal protein 63 (gene cep63). Gene Ontology annotation, cellular component: centriole. The record is from RefSeq and is a predicted model, not a curated record. Gene Ontology annotation, biological process: de novo centriole assembly involved in multi-ciliated epithelial cell differentiation; centriole replication. Bases 148 to 2004 code for a protein of 618 amino acids. The transcript has 10 exons. Lineage: Eukaryota; Metazoa; Chordata; Actinopteri; Gadiformes; Gadidae.